Molecule: messenger RNA, 2158 nt
Organism: Atta colombica
Lineage: Eukaryota; Metazoa; Arthropoda; Insecta; Hymenoptera; Formicidae
Product: sodium- and chloride-dependent transporter XTRP3
Exons: 12
Coding region: 1-2097 (698 amino acids)
Biological process (GO): sodium ion transmembrane transport
Cellular component (GO): membrane
Source: RefSeq, a predicted model, not a curated record
AUGGUAGUCGAGACCGGAAGAAAUGGGCACGAGCUGGCUCCCUUGAACAACCACCGCCAACCCGGCCACAACGUGACGAUCGUGGCAGCAGCAACUCAAAAUGUUGCUGGUCGAGAAACGAAGGAAGAGAACAGGGCGGCGUGGAGUGGGAAAAUGCAAUUUUUUCUCAGUAUUAUCGGAUACAGCGUCGGUCUGGGCAAUAUCUGGAGGUUUCCUUAUUUGUGCCAACAGAACGGAGGUGGUGCCUUCCUCAUUCCCUUUUUCGUGAUGCUUAUCCUGGAGGGUGUACCCCUCUUCCUGAUCGAGUUGGGUCUCGGACAACGUAUGCGGCAAGGUGCUCUGGGUGUAUGGAACACAAUACACCCUUGGCUAGGCGGUAUAGGGAUCGCAUCGUGUAUAGUGACGUUUUUCGUUACGCUUUACUACAACGUAAUUAUUACCUGGUGCGUCUACUACCUCUUCAACUCGGUCGAGGCUAUCACGAUCAAAUUUGGCGAAUCACUGCCGUGGGCAAAAUGCCCGGUAUUAGACGGGAAACCAGUCGAGGAAUGUGUCAAGAGUUCGGAGACAGCGUACUUUUGGUAUAGGACUACUUUGGAUGCGGCACCAUCCAUUGAGGAUGGCCAAGGUCUCAAAUGGUGGAUCGUACUUUGUCUUUUGCUCAGCUGGAUUGUCGUGUUUUUCAUCGUCAUGAAAGGAAUACAGUCGUCCGGCAAAGUAGUAUACUUUACGUCGAUGUUUCCGUAUCUCGUACUAACCAUCUUCUUCGUCCGCGGGAUAACGUUGGAAGGAGCAAGCGCCGGACUGGCGCACAUGUAUACGCCAAAGGUCGAGAAAUUGUUGGAGCCCACGGUCUGGCUUGACGCGGCGACCCAGGUCUUCUAUAGUUUCGGGCUGGCGUUCGGCUCCCUGAUAGCAUUUGGCAGCUACAAUACUCCUGACAACCACUGCGUGAGGGACGUGAUCCUGGUGAGCGUGUGCAACGCGUUUACUGCCAUUUACGCGAGCGUUGUCAUUUUCGCCAUUUUGGGGUUCAAGGCAAUGUCAAACGUGGAGAAGUGCGUCGUCAGUGCGAAGGAUAUCCUGAUACAAAAUGGGUAUUUGGCUAAUUCGACCUCAUUCAGACUCAAGGACUACGAACUCUUUAUGAGCAACUCCUACAACUCUUCAAUGAAUCUUACAAUGAAAUCAUGCAGUCUCAGCAAGGAAUUGGACAACGCUGCCGAGGGCACCGGACUGGCUUUCAUCAUCUUUACACAGGCAAUCGUGGAAUUGCCGGGUGCUCCGUUUUGGUCUUGCAUUUUCUUCAUGAUGCUUCUUGCCCUCGGCUUAGGUUCGCAAAUUGGAUUACUCGAGGGUAUGCUCUGCGUAAUUUUCGAAAUAGAUCUCUUCAAAAGAAUAAAGAAGCAAUAUAUGACAGGAGUUGUUUGUGUUGUAUGCUUCUUCGUUGGACUCAUCUUCUGUACUGGCGCCGGUGAAUAUUGGUUGAAGAUGUUUGAUAGUUUCGCCGGUACCAUUGGUCUCGUUAUAGUCGCCCUGAUGGAAAUGAUCUCUGUGAUUUUCGUGUACGGUCACGAAAAAUUUACGAAGGACAUCGAAGAGAUGACCGGAUAUAAACCUGGGGCUUAUUGGCAAAUCACGUGGCGAUUUCUCGCUCCCAUAAUAAUGCUUUGCAUCCUUGUGUUUAGCGUCAUUUCCAUGUUUAUCAAGAAACCACAAUAUUCGGCAUGGAAUGCGGCAACGGGUGAAGCAGUGCCCACGAGUUAUCCUGGCUGGGUGCUGGGUAUCGCCGUCAUUAUCAUUUUGGCAGGAAUCGCUCCGAUUCCAAUCGUUUUCCUUUUACGACGAUUCCAAUUGGUGAAACUCGAUGUGGAUAUACAUCAAGGCAGUAUUCGACGUAUCGAUACUACUGUUUCUACCAAGGAGAUGAUGGGCGACGUUGACCUUGACGAGUAUCACGAUCGACUCGAGGACUUCCCGGAAGAAGAUGAAGACAUUAAUAGCGAUGAUGAUACGAAUACUGCACCGACUAUGAAUAAAAUAGCUAACAAAGCAAUGAAGGGCAGAGCCUUCAAAAUGGAAGUGAUGAACUUUUAAAAACGCAUAAUCGGCGAGACUUCUUCCAUUUGUCUGUGAACUGUAUAGAUAUCAGAUAUAU